Cylicocyclus nassatus is the source of this 1379-nucleotide messenger RNA. Lineage: Eukaryota; Metazoa; Nematoda; Chromadorea; Rhabditida; Strongylidae. The record is from the annotation of a GenBank genome assembly.
AUGAAUCUCUACACCCUUGCUGAUGGUCUCGGCGGUACCCACGUCACAUGGGAUGACAUCGAAGAGGACAUGCAAAGGGUAUUUGAUACUGCGGUCACUUUUGGGCCUUAUAAAUCCAUCAGGGAUAUUGGAAAUGGUCGAGGUUUCAUGUCCAGAAUCCUUCUUAUUAAUCCUGACUGGAAAAAUAUCGACAAAGAUCUUCCCAGAACCUUCAUUGUCAAAAUCGUUUCACAGCUGGCUAUGAUAGAGUUAACAUCGGACAUUGCAAAAAAUAAAAAUAUUGAAAACAGAUUCGACAGUGUGGAAAUGAAGGACGCCUUAGAGGUCAAGCAAAAACAGAUCCACAAUGUUGAAUGCACAAUUUACAGCCAUAUCAAGAAACUUCCAAAGGGAACGAUACCUUGCCCAGAGAUCUAUUACAUGCAAAAGUUCACCGAGAACAACCCUCUCAAAGGAUAUCUUAUCAUGGAGCAUAUCAAAGACUUGAAACCUGUACACGUCUAUCAAAAUAUUCCAGCAAAAGCUUUGAAGAAGGCACUUCGCGCAAUCGCUGCUUUGGAGGCAAUGUCUCUCAAAUUCACCGUUGAAGAGAGAAAUGAGCUAACAGAUAAAGUUUUCACCGAACUAUGGUCACAAAUGCUCAGUAAAGAUGUAUUGGGAAAUAUGAUGAACGUGCUUCGAGCAACAGCGUCGGAAGAAAACACCGAGAGGAUUGACAGGGUUGAAAAAGCACUGCCGGAUAUCGUAGACAUCGAAAAGGCUGACCACCUACCUGAGAAGCUUGGUAUGCGACGCGUCUUUUGUCAUGGAGAUUUAUGGACGGCUAAUAUGCUUUGGAAAGAAAGUAACGGUGAAAUGAGCGUAGCUGCAUUGAUAGAUUUCCAGACUGCUCAUAUGGGAUGUCCAGCUUAUGAUCUAGUACGACUAUUUUCUUCAUGUCUCAGUGGAAAGGAUAGACGAUUGCACUGGGAGGAGCUUGUCGAGGACUUUUAUGUGUAUCUAGAAGAGGAAGUUAGCGAUAUGAAAAUGCCAUAUACACUCGAGCAGCUCAAAGAAUCGUACCGUCAAUAUUUCCCCUUGGGUGGCUUUAUGGUAGUCAUAUGCAUUGGGCCGUUUUUUGAAGCGCUAUGCAAGAAUCCGGAUGAGGAACAUAUGAAAAAGGGUAUGGAAGUCGUUACAGAAAAGACAGAAUGCCUUUUGGAUGAUAUACUGUACUACCAUGAACGAAAUAAGGAGAUAGAAGAGAAAAAUUGAUGUAGACUUUUCUAUAAAAAGCUUCCAACAGAAUACGUAUCCAAUUUUGAAAAAGAGCACUUUCAUAGCAUAAUUCAAAAAAUAUAUGGCUUAAUUGGGAAGGAUACUUGGAUGCCGUAGCCAUU